Cucurbita maxima (winter squash) is the source of this 2133-nucleotide messenger RNA. Its product is annotated as peroxidase 11-like. Gene Ontology annotation, biological process: hydrogen peroxide catabolic process; response to oxidative stress. The coding region runs from base 977 to 1984 and encodes 335 amino acids. NCBI's taxonomy places the organism in Eukaryota, Viridiplantae, Streptophyta, Magnoliopsida, Cucurbitales, Cucurbitaceae. The record is from RefSeq and is a predicted model, not a curated record. Gene Ontology annotation, molecular function: heme binding; peroxidase activity. The transcript is spliced from 5 exons.
GUAUUUGAUUUUUCUUUUUCUUUCUCUUUCUCGAAUACGCCAUUCCACGGAUCGCAUCCUGAUCCGCGACGAAACCUAGAGGUCUGUAGAACCCUAGCACGCGAGGCUCCGAUUUCAAUGCGAUAUUUAAAAUGCCUUUACGCAGUAAGUCCUCGAUAAUCCUCUCGAUCACAGCCUUUCCCAAACCAAGCCCUUGGAAGGAAGGACCAUCACCACAUCCCAUACAAUCGCGUCGAACACGCCGUCGCCACAGGCCGCUGCGUGGAUCCAGAGCAACGCGUCCGUGUGCUCUAACGCAAUCUUGAUCUUGUCCGGAUCGCGUUUGUGGAAUCCAACGGCAGCGAAGACCGAGUUCGUUUGGUCGAGGUUGAGGACGGAGACGGUGCGGUGAAGGACGAAGCCUCGGGAUUCGAGGUCCUAGUCGGAGACGCUGUAGCUAGCAUUAGGAGAGAGUUUUGUAUUAAGAGAGAGGCUUGGAACCUAUGUUGGCAAGCAACGGAGGCUUCGUAGUUGAGAUCCAGAGCAGUCGUCUGGAUGGCGGAGUGCGGGCGGCGGCGGCGGCGGCGGCGACUGGGCCUGCUUUUCCACGGAUUAGUGGGCCUUUUCUAUCGGACGUGGAAACCAGAAUUUUGCCGAUUGCAAAAUAAUGCUCCUACGAAUCUCAAAAAAUGCAGGCCGCCUUUUUUACAGGAUCGUUCCGAGAAAGAACGAGUCUUGUUUAGCUAAUUAAGACAUAUAUUAUGUGUUCGGUGAACGACGGUUUGUUCUAUCUUACCUUAACACUCUGUCUGUCCUUUCUCCCUGUUCUUUUUUGGGUUUCGUUUGGGAAGACCCAACAACCAGACCAAUGUUAGUUGCAUCCACUCUUGACCUCAAGAACUGUCCAUAAUGCAGCCCUGCAAGAAAGCAGCUAAAACUAAAACUGCUGCCUUUAAAAAGCUUGAUGCAUGGGCAUUGAAGAAAUGAGUGGUAAAAGAUGGGUAUCUCAAAUCUCUCCCCUUGCCUCGUUUAUGGGCUGAUGGGGCUUUGUGCUUUCUUGUCUGUGAGCCACAGCUUGACGUUGGAUUACUAUGCCAAAACUUGUCCCACUGUGUUGCAGGUUGUGAGGAAAGAGAUGGAGUGUGCAGUGCUUUCUGACCCACGCAAUGCAGCUUUUGUUGUCCGCUUGCACUUCCAUGACUGCUUUGUUCAGGGGUGUGACGGGUCGGUUCUGCUGGACGACACGAUAACGUUGCAGGGAGAGAAAAAGGCUUCCACCAACAUUCACUCCUUGAAAGGCUUUAGAAUCAUUGACAGGAUAAAGAAUAGCCUUGAAUCUGAAUGUCCAGGGAUUGUUUCUUGUGCAGACAUACUCACUAUUGCAGCCAGGGAUGCAGUGAUUCUGGUGGGCGGUCCUUACUGGGAGAUUCCUCUUGGAAGAAUGGAUUCCACAACUGCGGGUUAUGAACUAGCAGACGCAAAUCUUCCCUCUGCCAAUGAGGGACUUCUGAGUAUCAUCUCCAAGUUUCUUUAUCAGGGUCUCUCUGUCACUGACAUGGUAGCUCUAUCAGGAGCGCACACGAUCGGGAUGGCAAGGUGCGAGAAUUUCAGGGAAAGGAUUUACGGGGAUUUUGAAGCAACUUCCAACGACGGUAACAACCCGAUCUCGAAGUCGUAUCUUGACAAGUUGAGAUCCAUCUGCCCCCCAGUUGGUAAAGCUGCAGAGAACAACAUAACAGCAAUGGACAAUGUGACACCAGAGGUGUUUGACAACUCCUAUUUCCACAUGCUGAUGAGAGAAGAAGGGCUUAUGAAUUCAGACCAGGAACUGUAUUCAAGCCUUCUUGGCAUGGAAACAAGAGCACUGGUUAAGAAAUAUGCUGCUGAACCACUUGCUUUCUUUCAGCAAUUCUCUGAUUCCAUGGUGAAGUUGGGGAAUAUCACUAACUAUGAUAGCUAUUUCACUGGGGAAGUUAGAACAAACUGCAGGUUUAUCAACACUUGAUAUCAUUUUUGUGUUUCUAUGAAGAAAUUGCUAUCUGUUCUUUAACAUUGCUAUCUGUUCUUUACAUUGUAUGAAAUUCUGGGUUUGUUUCUUGGAGCUUAGAAAUCUUUGUAAUCUUUUGUAUUCUUGGAUUUGAAUAAUGAAAUCUU